Molecule: messenger RNA, 1469 nt
Organism: Drosophila eugracilis
Lineage: Eukaryota; Metazoa; Arthropoda; Insecta; Diptera; Drosophilidae
Gene: Gr77a
Product: putative gustatory receptor 77a
Exons: 3
Coding region: 1-1368 (455 amino acids)
Biological process (GO): sensory perception of taste
Cellular component (GO): axon; membrane; dendrite
Source: RefSeq, a predicted model, not a curated record
AUGGGUGGGUCGGUAAUGGAGGUCACCUCGAGUAAUGCUGCUGCUACCUUAUUUAUGGCAAACAGUUUCGUUCCCAAUCAUAUCACAUCGAUGCCGCGCUGGCUGUUUCUUCUGGGCAUGUCGGCCCUGUCUCUACUGUACAGUCUGACCAGAGUGUUUGGCCUAAUGGCCACUACUAACUCCAGUCCACGAGGCAUAAAGAGGGCAAGGGAGAGCCUUUACCUUCGCGUCCACGGCGCGGUGAUGCUGAUCUUUGUGGGCUGUUUUUCGCCCUACGCCUUCUGGUGCAUUUACCAAAGGAUGGCCUUCCUGCGUCAGAAUCAAAUCCUGCUACUAAUUGGAUUCAAUCGAUAUGUCCUGCUACUAAUCUGUGCUGCUAUAACCCUGUGGAUACACUGCUCCAAGCAGAAAGAGAUCCUAAGGUGUCUCAAUGGAUUACUGAAGUGCCGCAGGCAGUUAAGGAAACUUAUGCAUACGGUGGAGCUGAGGGAAUCCCUGGAUUGUCUGGCUAGCAGGGGACAUCUGAUCGAUGUGGUGGUGCUACUCAUAUCUAUAGUCUUCUCCUCUGCUCAGCCUAUCCAAGUCCUCAAGGACGAUCCUGAAGUGCGAAGGAAUUUUAUGUAUGGCUGCUGUUUGGUUUUCGUCUAUAGCUGCCAACUCAUCCUGCAGCUAUCCCUGGGGAUGUACACGUUGGCGUUACUAUUUCUGGGUCAUCUCGUUCGACACUCCAAUCUGCUGCUGGCCCAAACUCUGACAGAUGCUGAGAAAAUUCUGAAAAAUUCUCUAAGGGCUGGAUUUUGGCCAAACCGCCAGCAGCUGUAUAGAGAGCAACAAAAAUGGUUGGCCCUCGAAUUAUGGAGAUUACUUCAUCUCCAUCAGCAAUUGCUGAAGCUGCGUCAAUGCAUCUACUCAUUGUACGCCGUACAGGCCGUAUGCUUUGUGGGCUAUGUGCCCUUGGAGUGCAUGAUUCACCUGUUCUUCACCUACUUCAUGAAGUACAGCAAGUUCAUAUUGCGAAAGUAUGGCAGAUCUUUUUCAUUAAACUACUAUGCCAUAGUUUUUAUGAUUGGACUUUUCACCAAUCUGCUGCUGGUAAUUCUACCCACCUACUACUUAGAAAGAAAACUCAACGGCACUAGGGAAACUCUACGGCGUGGCACUCUAGUCUUUUCAUCGAGAAUUACAGCAAAGCAAUUCAAGCACACUAUGCACUACUACGGGCUGUAUCUGAAGAAUGUGGACUCUAUGUUUACCGUCAGCGCCUGUGGACUGUUUAAGCUUAACAAUGCCCUGCUUUUUUGCAUUGUAGGUGCCAUCCUAGAGUAUCUUAUGAUACUGAUACAAUUUGAUAAAGUCCUAAAUCAAUAGCUAAGAAAAUCCCUCCACACAGACAUUAAAGCCAUAAAUAAAUAUAAAUUAAAUUGUUCCCUUGUUAAGGUUGGGUUGGGUUAUCUAUAUAUCUGAAUAUA